AGCAUAGGUACGUGACUUCGAUUCAGCUAACAAAGUUGCUCAAUCUACAUUGAAUUCGUACAUAGUUACCGAAUAACAAAAUCUGCUACCAAACAGCCUAUAACUAUAUACGUAUAUCUGAGCGGUUCCCUAACAAGCUGCUCAGUCGUAUUAUUGCUUCGAGAUAUAUCAUCAUCCAAAAAUCAUCCAUAUCCACUACAUGUCUUUCCAUCUUCAAUGUGGCUCUUGUAAUCGAUACCAGAGCAAACUAAAAUAUGAAUUCACUCAUCCAACAUUUGUGUAGGGCUAUACGUAAACCGGAAACGGUGAAACGAUACCGAGAUGCCGGGAUUGGGUUGGCGUUUAUUGUGUUGAGCCAGCUCCUGGUUUUUCCUGUUCAGAUCGCCCUUGAUCUAAACUCUAUCAACCUUCCUGCCUCUAUCCUGGUGAUGCUUCUCCUCUCCUCUUCUAUGAUCAUCGCCAACUACAUCCACGGAGGAACCGAGAAAUUAUACAUGAAGUAUCUGUGCGGGCCGACGAACUUCCUUGGCCGGCAUAUGUCUUUCGGUUUUGUAGCAUCUUUCCUAUUGCUUAACAGAGACCACAUAUCUGAUCCUAUGGACGUCCCUAGGAUUAUUGGUAGUUUUGUUACUAUUACCGUUGCGGGUUAUAUCAGCUCCUACUUGAUUGCGUUAGGCAUUUACAAGCUAGAGCUGCGACUGCGAAGUAUGCGAAAGAGAGUUCCCGAUAUCGAAAACGGCCAUAGGCCGUGGCCUAGCCCCUCCGCCGCGUGGCCGGCACCGCCAACAGAUAGGAAUGCUAUCAGACUUGAUCGAUUACCUCAGAUAAGUGAGGUAGCUGUAUCGAACGAUGGUUCUUGGAUGACGACUAAAGCAGCCAAAGGGGGCAGGGCCUAUCAAUUGGUGGAGCAGUUUGUACGUACAGGUCCGCUAUGGAUUUGUAUGUUCUUGAUUGCCGUUGUCGGACUUCCGGUAUAUUUUGCAACCGACUACGAAGCGCCGUUUGAGGCUCUUUUCUUUACCCUAUUCUGGACCUCAUCCGUCCAGCUCCAGAGGUCAUUGAAAAGCUCAUACAGUCUCCUGCGGCAUCCGCGCCUGCGAUCCAUUGUGGUUAUCUUUGCGAACCCGGUGUUGGUGACCUGGGGGAUUGGAACAGCCUAUCUCUGGAUUAAAACCGCCUAUAGAGAACAAAGUAUCGAUAUCACGGUCACCGAAUUCCGCCAGCACCGUACGUUGUCAGCAGGCAUACUUGCCAUUACAGAGGGCGGGAAGCUAUCGAGCAACAUUGGUGCUGGGGAUCUGUCCGGGCCGAUUCUGGACGCAGGCAUUAUCUGUAUGGGAUUUAAGAUGUUUGAGUACCGAAAAGAGCUAUGGAAAAGCUUGCACACGGUGUUAAUUACGUGCGCACUACUUUCUGUGGCGAACAUUUUUCUGAACGUUAUGCUCGCCCGCGCGUUGGGCUUACAACCCGCCGACGCGCUUGCUUUUGCUGCUCGAUCCGUUACCAUUGCUCUUGGGGUGCCAGCGGUUGGUAAUCUAGGGGGCAGCACCGUGCUGAUGAGUGCGCUCGUUAUUUUCGGUGGGAUUAUCUUCCAGAUGGGCGGGGAUUGGUUAUUCUCACUCUUCAAAAUCAACGACCGUGAGGGUCACGACGCCGCUAGAAAUAGUACUACCGCAUCUGUGGGGUCUACGGAGGCGUACGAUGACAAUGAGACACAAAGGCGGAGUGCUAAGAUGGACAAUGCGGUUGUUGCAGCCGGUGUAACUGUAGGUAUCAAUGCGGCAGCCAUGGGCACGGCGCAUCUAAUUGAACGGGAUUCGAGGGCUACCGCAUAUUCCGCAUUAUCAAUGACGGUAUUUGGAGCCAUGACAGUUGCACUUACGGCGAUUCCAAUUGUCUCAGACACUAUAGAAUCAUUAGCAAUAAGAUAAGGUAAAAACCUUUUAAUUUUCGUUUAAUUUUCAAUCUCCUUUCAAUUUUUAUUUUUAUUUUUCUCUUCUUUUAUAUGUGGCUCUAGUUGCCUGUGAUCACGAUGGUGGACAAGCUAUGAGACUUUGAAGUUACAUUGGGUUUCUGGCAUAGCGAACAUUACCACCUCCUUAGGUAGGUCACGAUAGACGUACGAGAGGAUCAUACUUGGAAUUUGAGCGUUUUGCUUUUUAGAAAUUAUAUAAAUAUAAAG
This is a messenger RNA of Daldinia caldariorum, 2182 nucleotides long. Its product is annotated as LrgB-like family-domain-containing protein. The record is from RefSeq and is a predicted model, not a curated record. The transcript has 2 exons. Bases 255 to 1931 code for a protein of 558 amino acids. NCBI's taxonomy places the organism in Eukaryota, Fungi, Ascomycota, Sordariomycetes, Xylariales, Hypoxylaceae.